This is a messenger RNA of Chlamydomonas reinhardtii, 1452 nucleotides long. RefSeq lists its product as uncharacterized. Gene Ontology annotation, cellular component: proteasome core complex. Gene Ontology annotation, molecular function: threonine-type endopeptidase activity. The coding region runs from base 189 to 896 and encodes 235 amino acids. Lineage: Eukaryota; Viridiplantae; Chlorophyta; Chlorophyceae; Chlamydomonadales; Chlamydomonadaceae. The transcript is spliced from 6 exons. The record is from RefSeq and is a predicted model, not a curated record.
AGUUAUAAUAGAUGCUCGUGACACGCAUUUCGACAGGCAUUCUUUCUGCACGACCCCACGACUCCCGCUGAAAACACGACGCAGAUCUUUCUGCACUCUGAACGCUAGGCACAUUUUCUCUACACGUACCUGGCGCAUUUCUCGCUGUGAUUAUCCAGGCUUGCAGCUUGCAACAGGAGACCAGCGGCAUGCCUCCCGCAAGCCCUUGCCCGGGGCUGGACGGGUGCAUGGCACCCUCCACCUCCACACCCGUGUCCAUGGGCACCACCAUUAUCGCUGUAACCUUCAACGGUGGAGUCAUUCUGGCCGCUGACUCGCGCACUUCCACCGGCAACUAUAUUGCUAACCGUGUGACGGACAAGAUUACGCCACUGUGCGAUAACGUGUACACGCUACGCUCCGGUUCAGCAGCGGACACCCAAGCCAUUGCGGGCUAUGUACAACACUUCAUCGCCCAGCAUCAGGCAGAAGAGGGCGAGCACAUCAACGUGAAGACGGCCGCGAACUUGGUCAAGAUGAUGGCCUACAACAACAAAGACAACCUGCAGGCCGGACUCAUCGUGGCGGGGUACGACAAGCACGGAGGCGGGCAGGUGUUCUCUAUCUCGCUGGGUGGCACCAUCACGGAGACGUCUUUCGCGAUGAGCGGCUCGGGCUCCACCUACAUCAACGGCUUCGUGGACAAGUACUGGCGCGAGGGCAUGUCGGAGCAGGAGGCCAUGGACUUUGUGACCAAGGCGCUCAGGUACGCCAUGACCUGGGACGCCAGCUCGGGCGGCUGCAUGCGCACCGUGACAAUCACUGCCAGCGGCGUGAAGCGCACCUUCAUCCCCGGCAGUGACAUCCCGCCCACCUACGGCGAGCUGCCGUUCCCCACCGCGCCUGUCCGGGCAUGAUGGGCGUGUGCAUGUGCUGUGGUGUGCAAGGCAUGAUGUAGGCGGAGAUGGUAGCGUUAGGGGUGGCAAUGACUAGCGCAACGGAUAUUUUGUUGUAUGGUCGAGGAUAGCGGCGGGUUUGGUGAUUCUGUAAGCGGCUGUGAUGGCAGGAAGGUUACAAACAUACAGAAGCAAAUCCAUCAACCGCGUACGGCUCUGCGAGGGCAUCUUGCCUUGGUAGGCAUCCGCUUCCAGGUUAAGUCACGAAGCAAGAGCGUGUGGCUGGCAGGUGGACGAGGACACGGGAACCGAGGUGAGAGCCACGUGAGAGUUUACCUGUUCACGCAACUCCGUGGACCAGUGCUGCCAGUGCUAUUGAUGUAUAUUCAGGGUAGAUGUACGAGCGGGAGGCCACUUGCGCAACUAGCACAAGGACCGUGCAGUGCACUGUUGUGAAAUGUAAAUCAUGCCAACCGCCGAACGGUUGUCGUGUGCUGUGCCAUGCGACGACUGAACUCUUGCAUGCUCUGGUUGCAGAGGUCACCCGGCGAUGGCAAGGCGUGUUGCUACAUUGUGU